GUCGUCACAGUAGAAGUAUCUGCGCGAUUCCGCCACUCCACUGUCUUUUGUAAUAAUGUCGUCUGAGCAUGAAGAUAGACCCAGAGAUAAUGGCCCUGAGGGGAUGGAGCCAGAUGGAGUCAUUGAGAGCAACUGGAAGGAGAUCGUUGAUAGUUUUGAUGAUAUGAACCUGCGAGAGGCUCUUCUUAGAGGAAUCUAUGCUUAUGGUUUUGAGAAACCUUCUGCAAUUCAGCAGAGGGCAAUUCUUCCUUGUAUCAAGGGGUAUGAUGUCAUUGCGCAGGCUCAGUCUGGCACAGGAAAGACGGCCACCUUUGCCAUCUCCAUCCUGCAGAAGGUUGAUGUGGAGCUGAAGGCCACACAGGCUAUGGUGCUGGCUCCUACAAGAGAGCUGGCCCAACAGAUUCAAAAGGUGGUCCUGGCUCUUGGAGACUACAUGGGUGCUACCUGCCAUGCCUGCAUUGGUGGCACCAAUGUUCGCAAUGAUGUUCAGAAGCUACAGGCAGACGUGCCCCAUAUAGUAGUUGGAACACCCGGUCGUGUUUUUGACAUGCUCAACCGCAGAUAUCUCUCUCCUAAAUAUAUAAAGCAGUUUGCGCUGGAUGAGGCCGACGAAAUGUUAAGCCGUGGUUUCAAGGACCAAAUCUAUGAGAUCUUUCAGAAGUUGGGCACAGACACUCAGGUGAUUCUUUUGUCUGCAACCAUGCCUCAGGAGGUGCUGGAGGUGACCACGAAGUUCAUGAGAGAUCCUAUUCGUAUCCUGGUCAAGAAAGAAGAACUGACUCUCGAGGGUAUCCGGCAGUUUUACAUUAAUGUUGAAAAAGAGGAGUGGAAGUUAGACACUCUUUGUGAUCUCUACGAAACACUGACCAUCACUCAGGCUGUGAUCUUCAUCAACACUCGCCGGAAGGUGGAUUGGCUGACUGAAAAAAUGCAUGCAAGGGACUUCACAGUUUCCGCUCUGCAUGGUGAUAUGGAACAAAAGGAAAGGGACAUCAUUAUGAAAGAGUUUCGUUCUGGAUCCAGCCGAGUCCUCAUUACUACUGACUUGCUGGCAAGAGGCAUCGAUGUGCAACAGGUUUCCCUUGUCAUCAACUAUGAUCUUCCAACCAACAGGGAGAACUACAUCCAUCGAAUUGGACGUGGUGGUCGUUUUGGCAGAAAGGGCGUUGCUAUCAACAUGAUCACCGAAGAUGACAAGCGCACGCUCCGAGACAUUGAGACCUUCUACAAUACUACUGUGGAGGAGAUGCCUUUGAACGUUGCUGAUCUGAUCUAAGACCACUGCCUCAUCCUUCCCUCCCUCACUUUCGAUUCCUAGUUGUUUUCCUUUAUGACUCUUAUUCCAGCCCACACCCCUUUUUCAUGCAACUCCACCCCCUCACAAAUCAAGUACUGUCCCUUCUGAAGGCAAGAUAUUCUCUUAUGAGUCUGGUGUAACUUGUUGGCUACUUCAGUGAAUACUCCAUUUUAAGAUCUGAGUUUACAGGAUUACUCUUGUAAGGCUCAUUUAAUCUUGCCCAGUUCUCUGAAUGGUGCCAUCUACUCGUCAAGAAGGAAGCAUUACAGGGCUUUUGUGCAUGUAUGGUGUAAAUGUUAAUGCACUCUUGACCGACAUAAUGGGUUAGAUAUGCCCUGCUUCUCGAGUGUUGGUCUAAUCAUGUGUGAGAUGUGACUGUUUACAUUGGAAUAAAAAAAAACAGUUGGCAAGGGAUGUAUAUUACCGAAUGACGUCAUUGUUUUAUACGGGGGCCUUGGACUUCUACUACAGAUAGCGAGUCACUGCCAUUCCUGGACAGAAGUGUAUGUGUAGACUUCUACACAAUCUGCUUGAGCAGCGACAUGCUUCAGUCCAAUAGGAAUUUUGAGGGACACAAACGCAAUUGUAGGACUGCUGAAUGUGGUCAGAAGCCAUUUUUCCCCACUGUCCAAUUCUUUUGUUACAUCUCAUGUAUUGUCCUGUGUGUGUGCUUGUAGCUUUUUGAUUUUUAUAAAUAUGCUUUACUCUGGUGGGACAUGUGGCAUUAGAAAUGGAUUUUGGAUGGUUGGUAACAGCCCACCAUUGGGUUGGCUCAGUUAUUCUCUACAUCAACUUCCUUGAUGUUUUGGGGAGUGAUGUUCCUAAAACCUACCUCACCAAAACAUGUUGGAGGGGUCUAGAUAUGUAAAGGACCAAACUGCAGUAGUAGAGUAUAUCGAUAUUAAGUCUCUGCAUUGUUCAAAAAUAUGUCUCUGUUUUUUGGGUGGGUUUGGAUGUGGGAUUUACAUUUGGUCAGCGCUAUUUUUUUAAACAAAUUUAUUACAAAUGUGACAAUUAUUUACCUUUGAGACAAAGCCAUGUAUUAAAUCUUUUUGACAUUGGACUCUGUAUAGUAUUUAUUUUAAUGGUCUGAAAUAAAGGUGUUCCCCAUUUUUAUUACUUGUUCAUUAGGGCCCAAGCACUGAAUGGGCAGAGACACUUGUUUUUUUUUUUUUUUUUAAGGAUAUUUAUUUGAAGGUUUUCUGUUCUUUUGGGGUACUUAUCACAAAUCAGAGUCGCUGGCCAAAGUUGCAGGAGUUAACCCCCCACCCCUUGAAAAUGAGUAUGUAAGGCAAGCUCUGUAGCUCCCCAAUUUUCACCUACAGUCACCAAACUUGGUACAUUUAGUUCUCACCAAGCCGAACAACUUUAAUAAUUAUAGUCAUUAGCUCUGUCCAACAGGAAGUUGGCCCUUUUGGGUUAUCUGAAAAUUGCAAGCUUUUUAAAUACUCCUAGGGGAUUCAUGUGACAAACCAAAUUUGUUCAACAUCAUGCCAAGACGUUGUAGAUGCUUUAACUUUUUUUAAGUUGUUGCCAUGGCAAAGCAAUAAAUUAAUGGCUAAGAAAAUUAUACAGGAAGUUUCUUAUAUCUUUUGUAUGAUUUUGAUAAUUUCAGCUGUAUGUAUUGUAAUGGGGGCUGAUCACAUUGAGGUGGCUAUUAUGGUUCACUGUUAUAGCGUGACCAACUGGCAGCAGGGAGUAAGCAAUUUUAACAGUUUGAAAUGGCCCUCUUAUGUUUACAUUAGUUUAUUCAAAGUUCUUUAAAUAAGGUUAAGACACUGCUGAUGUAAAUCUGUAAAAAGAUAUUUGAUCUUAAAUACUUCUGUCAUGACAACACAUUAAUUGUUAUUCCUUCCUAUAUUUGAUGUUUUUGAGGCACUCGGCAUGCUUAAAAUUUUAGGAACUUUUGCACACAGUCGUUGACCAUUAAGGUCUGGGCAAAAGUUUAUGAAUGGUUGGACCCCCUUUAAAAUGGGUGUGGAAGAUGUCUGCUGUAGCACCCUAAUUUCUACCUACAGUCACUAAAAUGGGUGCAUAUAGUUCUCAUCAAACUGGACAAGUUUCAUAAUUAUAGUCAUUAGGUCUGCCCAACAGCAAGUUGAUUUUUUGAAUAUUGCAGUCUGAACUUCUAAAUACUCCUAGGUGAUACAUGAAACCAUGACAACAUUAUGCCAAGACACUGAAGAUGCUAAAUUGUGAACGGAUUUUGAUAUAUUGAACGGUGUUGCCGUGGCGAGGCGUUACAUUAAUGGUGAUAAAUGGGAAACUUCUGUGUGCGAUGUGUGAUUUAGAUCAAAAUGGAGACAUGUUUAGUCUUGUUGGCUAAUCACAUGGAUUUGACUAUUUUGGGUCACAGCACCACCACCUGGCAGCAGGAAGUGUGGCUUUUACAACAGACCUCUUACGUGUACUCAGAUUGCUUCAAAACGGUUUAGAAUAAUGUGAAAUGCCUAGUUGGAUUAGUUGUGCUUGGACCCAUCAUCGCUGCUUGCAGCUAUAUUUAUGUGUUAAGUUUCCAAGUCUACUAAACUUCUACAACAGUUAAAAAAUAUGGAAAUCAGAAAUGAUGAAAAGCUUUUUUAUCUGGUUUUCUUUAAAGCUUUUUGUGUCAAUGCCUUUGUGCCACUUUUGUUUCUUUAACAAAGUUGAAUCAGUCUAAAUGUGGAUGUUUGUCAUUUUGUAGGGUUAGAUGGUAUACAUUCAGUCAGCAUAAAAUAUCAAGAGCCAUUAUGCCUGUUGUCCUGUUAUGAUGAAUUAGUCACUGUGUUCUGACAUAUAAUGCAUGUUACCUUCCUCUGGCCUUGCAAUCAUGAUGGCAAAAAUUUGCUUUAAAUUAACCAUUAUGUAUGAUAGUAAGCAAGUGAACAAAAUAUUUACUACAUUUUCCAAGAAUCAAUCUAAAUCAAAGUUUUGAGGAUUUGUGCAUUACUGAAUAGAAUGCAAGUUCCUUUUGCUUUUACUAUUUUAAUAUACAAUUUUUAAACCUGUCCAGUUGCUCAUAGAGUGAAUUGCAGGUGUUACAUUUAUUUUCAUGAGCAACCAGAAAGUGAUCAAAUUGAUGUCUGGUUUGCAUUCAAAAAU
Xyrauchen texanus (razorback sucker) is the source of this 4378-nucleotide messenger RNA. It is a transcript of the gene eif4a1a, whose product is annotated as eukaryotic translation initiation factor 4A1A. Gene Ontology annotation, biological process: cytoplasmic translational initiation. The record is from RefSeq and is a predicted model, not a curated record. Lineage: Eukaryota; Metazoa; Chordata; Actinopteri; Cypriniformes; Catostomidae. The transcript is spliced from 11 exons. Bases 56 to 1276 code for a protein of 406 amino acids. Gene Ontology annotation, cellular component: cytoplasmic stress granule. Gene Ontology annotation, molecular function: ATP binding; RNA helicase activity; translation initiation factor activity.